CAUUUAUUUCUGGUAUUAUUAUUGAGGACAAGAAGAUGUGACAUGCAUAUAAUAUAUAAAUAAAUAAAAAUACUUAAUAAUAAAUAAAUAAAGAAAAAAAGUUAAUAUACGGCUGGAUAUGAUUCGUACAUACUAACAUCUAUAAUCAACGGCUGAGAUCAAAACUAUUUUCUUCUCUGAGAUUUUAUAUGGUUGGGAGACAUGUUAUGUUUUUUAUUUUUAUUUUUUUAGUUGAAACCUGAAAAACAUUAUCUUCUUCCAUUUUUUUUUCUCUUUACAGCAAAAUCCCACCUUUUUUUCAUCCUGAUAAAGCUAAGUCAGAGCAAUCUGAUCAUUUAUGAGAAAAGAAAGAACAUAAUAAUGGGAAAUUUUCAUUGAUGGGCCAUCUUCAUUUUGCUAACCAAAAAUGGCUUCGUGUUGAAAGAGAGCUUUAAAAAGAGAAUCAAGAAUGGAAAAACAGAGAAGUGGUAGCUCUGGAAUCAAUAAAUGGAUGGCUUUUGAAACCGGGAAUGAGGAUUCCAAUGAAGGAAUCAUUACCGAAAAGGCGAGCAUAGCGGAAAGGACGGCGGAAUGGGGAUUGGUUGUGCGAUCGGACGGUGGAGAGAGGAGUUUUAAGAGUAUUGGGAGUGUUAAGAAUUCGUUUGGUGAUGGGGAAAGAGAGAAAGGAAAGAACUCGGAAUCAGCAAGGACAUCCUCGGAAUCGCUUUCCACAUUGGAAGGCGCGAUCCCGAGGGUUUCACAAGAGUUAAAAGAUGCACUCGCUACUCUUCAACAAACUUUUGUAGUGUCUGAUGCUACUAAGCCUGAAUGCCCUAUUAUGUAUGCUAGUAAUGGAUUUUUUUCCAUGACUGGUUACUCUUCUAAGGAGGUCAUUGGAAGAAAUUGUCGAUUUCUUCAGGGACCGGAAACGGACCAGAAAGAAGUGGAUAAAAUACGAGAAGCCGUGAGGUAUGGGAGAAGUUAUUGUGGUAGGUUGUUGAACUAUAAGAAGGAUGGUACGCCUUUCUGGAAUCUUCUUACUGUUACACCUAUAAAAGAUGAUCAAGGAAACACCAUUAAGUUUAUUGGAAUGCAGGUUGAGGUUAGCAAAUAUACUGAAGGAAUUGUGGACAAGACAUUGCGGCCUAAUGGACUGCCUCAAUCGCUAAUUCGUUAUGAUGCUCGUCAGAAGGCGAAGGCUCUAGAUUCCAUGACUGAGGUUGUCCAAACAGUGAAGGAUCCACGAUCUCACACACGGAGUAUUAGUUAUGACGUUAACUUCAAGUCUGAUGAGCUAGAUAAAUUCAACCUUAAUGAUGUUCCUGAAUCAGUUGAAACCAAGAGUAAUGGCACUCCUGGUAGAAAAACUCCCCAGUUAGAUCCCAUAAAUGAUUUGUCUCGCAAGAGUACUCAAGAUGCAAGCAAGAGAUCUAGAAAGUCAGGACGCACGUCGUUAUUGGGGCCAAAGGGAAAAUCUAUGAGCUCAGCAAAGGAGCUUGACGAAAAACCAAAUCUUGAACAAGAAAAUUUGAUGCCCGUAGAGAGGACUGAUAGUUGGGAGAUUGCUGAAAGAGAAAGGCAUGCACGCCAAGGGUUUGACCUUGCGACCACAUUGGAACGCAUUGAAAAGAAUUUUGUGAUUACUGAUCCUAGACUUCCUGAUAACCCAAUUAUAUUUGCAUCUGACAGCUUUUUAGAAUUGACAGAAUAUACUCGAGAAGAAAUUCUGGGUACAAAUUGUCGGUUUCUUCAAGGACCUGAAACGGAUCAAGCAACUGUCUCAAAGAUAAGGGAUGCUAUUAGGGAACAGCGGGAAAUUACUGUUCAGCUGAUCAAUUAUACUAAGAGUGGAAAGAAGUUUUGGAACUUGUUCCACUUGCAACCUAUGCGCGAUCACAAGGGUGAGUUGCAAUACUUCAUUGGUGUUCAACUUGAUGGAAGUGAUCAUGUGGAACCCCUACGGAGUCGUCUUUCAGAGAAAACAGAGCAACAAAGUGCUAAGUUGGUUAAAGCAACUGCCGAAAAUGUUAAUGAUGCUGUCCGAGAACUUCCUGAUGCCAAUUUGAAACCAGAGGAUUUGUGGUCGAUUCAUUCUCAACCUGUCCUCCCAAGACCUCAUAAAAGGGAUACUCCUUCUUGGCUAGCAAUACAAAAGAUCACUGCACGAGGUGAAACAAUUGGCCUGCAUCAUUUUAAGCCUAUAAAACCCUUGGGUUGUGGAGAUACUGGCAGUGUUCAUUUGGUGGAAUUACAAGGUACAGGCCAACUGUAUGCUAUGAAGGCAAUGGAGAAGUCAACAAUGCUCAAUCGUAACAAGGUUCAUCGAGCAUGCAUUGAAAGAGAAAUCAUUUCAUUUUUGGACCACCCUUUUCUUCCAACACUUUACACUUCAUUUCAGACUUCUACACAUGUUUGUUUGAUAACAGACUUUUAUUCUGGUGGAGAGUUAUUUGCAUUGCUUGACAAGCAGCCUAUGAAAAAUUUUAAGGAGGAUUCUGCAAGGUUUUAUGCAGCAGAAGUUGUGAUUGGCUUGGAAUAUCUUCACUGCUUAGGAAUAAUUUACCGAGACUUGAAGCCUGAAAACAUUUUAAUGCAAAAGGAUGGGCAUAUUGUACUAGCAGAUUUUGAUUUAUCAUUUGUGACAUCCUGUAAACCCCAGGUGAUUAAACAUGCACAACCUAAUAGAAGGAGAUCUAGGAGUCAACCACCUCCAAUAUUUGUUGCAGAACCAGUUAGUCAAUCAAAUUCUUUCGUUGGAACAGAAGAGUACAUUGCUCCUGAAAUUAUUACGGGAGCAGGACACAGUAGUGCCAUUGACUGGUGGGCUCUUGGUAUUCUGCUGUAUGAAAUGCUCUACGGUCGGACCCCCUUCAGGGGAAAAAAUAGACAGAAGACAUUCACAAACAUUUUGCACAAAGACCUUACUUUCCCUAGCAGCGUUCAGGUUAGUCUUGCAGCCAGGCAGUUGAUCAAUGCAUUGUUACAAAGAGACCCAGCAACACGUUUAGGAUCAAAUACCGGCUCCAAUGAAAUCAAAGAACAUCCUUUUUUCAAAGGAAUUAAUUGGCCUCUCAUCCGCUGCAUGAGCCCGCCACCAUUGGAGACACCUAUUACAUUGAUUGAAAAAGAUCUCAAUGCCAAGGAUGUAAGUUGGGAUGACGAUGGAGUACUUGACAAUCCAAUGGAUUUGGAAAUGUUCUAAAAAGUGGUUAUUUGUAAGAUCAGAGUCUUGUGCCUUUGCUGCUGUACAUCUCCAUUCACACUACAUUUUUCAUUAGGCCGUGGCUAACGGGUCAACGGCCAUCACACACACUCUGCUUGCUCUUUCGGGUUCCCCACAAUUGAGGUAUCUCUCGUGUAUGUAUAAAUGGAAUUUUCUCCUUUGGAAAGAAGAAAUAAAAGUUACUUGCUUUGUCUUGGAUAUGAGGCUAGCUACCCUAAAAUUGAAAGACAGAUGAAUGAAUGGAUACUAGCACGUACAGGUUUUACUGAGGUUAUUUGUAAUUUUAUGUAAAGGAAAGAGAGUUUGUAUUAUAAUAAGAAGAAUUAACUAGAGAUGUUGCUCUUUGAUAGCCAGUGUAUUUUUUAACUUAUUGUCAUUCGUGAAUAAAUUACUUCUCGGCGAUAUUAUGUUUA
Molecule: messenger RNA, 3615 nt
Organism: Cannabis sativa
Lineage: Eukaryota; Viridiplantae; Streptophyta; Magnoliopsida; Rosales; Cannabaceae
Product: phototropin-2
Exons: 22
Coding region: 449-3181 (910 amino acids)
Biological process (GO): protein phosphorylation
Cellular component (GO): cytoplasm; nucleus; plasma membrane
Molecular function (GO): protein serine/threonine kinase activity; ATP binding
Source: RefSeq, a predicted model, not a curated record